CGCUACCAUCAGAAACCUGAGUAACAGAGCGUGACGAUGAAGUGCUUACUACUGCUGCUGAUUGUUUGUGUGGUGGCCUCGUAUGGCUCAGCUCAGAGGAUAGUUCCAAACAGGGAUGUUUUGGCCUGUACCCGCCACAUGAAAUGCGGGCCGAAUGAGGUCUACUACUGCUGCGGAAUGUGUUUCGAGCUGACCUGUGAUAAUAUGUCCCGCGACAGGUACUGUAAUGAACGGUGCUACAAAGGAUGCUACUGUGCUGACGGAUACACGCGUCGAUGGGCGGACGGGGCUGCGUGCGCGAUGCGCAAUGCGCAGCUGGUCGAAAAUAAUUGUAAACGCACGGAACACAUAACGGCCUAAAACUAGCGGAAAUGAUGACAACUAAAGAAUUGUUUCCUACGUAGCAAAGACAUUGUGAUUGAUCAUAGAUGAAAUAAGAAUAAAAAUCUGCACCAUGGAAAACGACUGCGCAAAAACAA
Messenger RNA from Anopheles arabiensis, 479 nucleotides. RefSeq names its product cysteine-rich venom protein 6-like. The transcript is spliced from 2 exons. The record is from RefSeq and is a predicted model, not a curated record. Bases 37 to 360 code for a protein of 107 amino acids. NCBI's taxonomy places the organism in Eukaryota, Metazoa, Arthropoda, Insecta, Diptera, Culicidae.